CGAAGGCACUGUGCCCUCUAGUCAAUACAAGCCCGUUUGCUGUUAUAUGUAACACUGUUUGGGCAUUCUGAAAAUCAAGAUGGAUGGUGACUGUGGUUCAAAACCACACAAAUUGCCAUUACAAUACUUAAAAGAUAUCACAAAGAACUUCUCGCGAGUACUUGGGAAAGGUGGUUUCGGUGUGGUAUAUGAGGGCGUGCAACCGAAUGGGGAAAUAGUUGCUGUGAAGAAGCUUUUGAACCCAAUGUCACAAAAGCAAUUUGAGAAUGAGGUUGAUCUUCUGAUGAGACUUGAGCAUCCAAAUAUAGUACGAUUAGUAGGCUACUGCUAUGAAAUAGAAAACGAACACUUCCCUCUCAAUUGGAAAUACGUUUUUGCUGGGAAGGCAGAAAGUUUGCUUUGCCUGGAGUAUCUGCCUAAUGGAAGUCUUGACGAGUUUCUUUCAGAUUCAGAUAAAUCUUCUUGACUUGAUUGGCACACACGCUACAAAAUAAUUGAGGGGACCUGCAGUGGUUUACAGUACCUUCACGAGCAAACUGACGGGCCUAUCAUUCACUUAGAUCUAAAACCCGCUAACUUACUGCUCAAUGAUGCUUUGGAGCCCAAACUUGCAGAAUUUGGUCUGUCACGUCUUCUUGAUCAACAAGGAACUGUGUGCACUAUGGAAGU
Messenger RNA from Triticum dicoccoides, 669 nucleotides. Its product is annotated as cysteine-rich receptor-like protein kinase 37. The transcript is spliced from 3 exons. The coding region runs from base 80 to 466 and encodes 128 amino acids. Gene Ontology annotation, molecular function: protein kinase activity; ATP binding. The record is from RefSeq and is a predicted model, not a curated record. Lineage: Eukaryota; Viridiplantae; Streptophyta; Magnoliopsida; Poales; Poaceae. Gene Ontology annotation, biological process: protein phosphorylation.